Molecule: messenger RNA, 3129 nt
Organism: Rhodofomes roseus
Lineage: Eukaryota; Fungi; Basidiomycota; Agaricomycetes; Polyporales; Fomitopsidaceae
Exons: 12
Coding region: 1-3129 (1042 amino acids)
Source: RefSeq, a predicted model, not a curated record
AUGGCCACCAUCGAUGCUAGGCUUCCUCCCUUGGACGGAUCCUUGAACGGUUUGCCCGGUUUCGUCGACUUCCACGCUAAGCACAAUCCGAACCGAGCUCUCUAUGUCUUUCCGUACACCGACCUCAACUCUGACGAACUCCGUACUACGUCCUACAGCGACUUCGCUCAGGCCACCCACCGAGUCGCGCACACCCUCCGACCGAAGCGGGAAGGCCCAGACGGGCUUGUCGUCGCCAUAAUUGCCAACGUUGACUCGGUCCUGUACCAUGUGAUGCUUGUAGGCCUCAUCCGAGCAGGAUGCGUGCCCUUCGCUAUGUCUCCGCGCAACUCAGCGCUGGCCAUCGCAAGCAUGAUGGAGCGCACGCAAUGCCAUCAUAUCGUCUCGCAGCCAGCAUUUACCGGGAUCAUCAGUGAAGUGCGUUCUGCGCUUCCGUCUGGCUACUCCGUCCAAAUCGACGAAGUGCCGUCUCUGUCCUCCGUCCUCCCGUCUCUCGCGCUUACUCCGCCGGACCCAGUCACCGAGCCUGAGCCGUACCCGUCGCCUCUGCAAGAUCUCGUACCUACCUCUGUCGCCCUCUACUUGCAUUCCUCCGGAUCCACAGGGCACCCAAAGCCCGUGCCGCAGACACAUGAAUUCCUCCGCAAUUGGUGUCGCUUUCCUGUCGUCCUCCAUGGCCGACUUCAUGCCGUGGGCUGGGGUGCGCACGCGCUUCCGCCGUUUCAUACCAUGGCGAUAGCUGUCCAGCUGCUUGCGCCGCUUGUGUCCGGAUGCCCUACCAGCCUGUUCCCGCCACGCGCCGUGGAAGGCGACCCGCCGGUCAUACCGACACCGCAGAACACGAUAUUGAAUGCGAGGAAGACGAGCUGUGGAAUCCUGGCUACUGUUCCAUCGUUUGUGGAGGCAUGGGCCCAUAACGAUGAAGACGUCAAGUAUCUGGCAUCGCUGAAGUUGCUUAUCUUCGCCGGAGGCCCACUGUCAAAGGUAAAUGGCGACAAGCUUGUCGCCCGUGGAGUGCAUCUCUCCGCAGGUUACGGCGCCACAGAGACGGGCAGCAUCAUGAAGAUGCCAUUCGUCAACACAAACGUGCCUGAUCCCGACGCCAAAUCGCCCGAAGAUUGGGAAUGGAUCAUCAUGCCCGACGAAUGCAAACCGAGAUGGGAGGACCAGGGAGACGGGACGUAUGAACUACAGCUACUGACCUGUCCAACACACCGACCUGCUGUCGAAGAUUUGACUCUGUCAAGUGGCGAGCGUGGCUGUUCCACGUCUGAUCUCUGGAUCCCGCAUCCCACAAAGCCAGGUCUCUGGAAAAUAGUGGGACGCAAGGACGAUGUCAUCGUGCUUGGGACAGGCGAGAAGACUGUGCCGAUACCGCUCGAGGGGCAUAUCGGAGCGCAUCCACUCGUCAAGGGCGUGAUCGCAUUUGGACGCGGGCACCAGCAGGUUGGCAUCCUCGUCGAGGCUAAGCCCGGCCCCGAAGUCGACCCUACCGACCACGCCGAAGUCAUGAACUUCCGCAACGCCAUGGAGAGAAGGGAUGGAUGGAUGGCAGUGCCCCGCGUGGAGGAGGCGAACCAUGACGCACCGGCGUUCUCGAGGAUAUUCAAAGAGAUGAUUCUCAUUGUGGACCCGAGCCGGCCACUGCCUCGCGCCGGGAAGGGCACCGUUCAGCGCAAGAGGGCGCUCGAACUGUAUGCGCAGGAUAUCGAAGACUUUCUCAGUGCAACGUUUCUCCGGAACCGCAUCAUCGGCGCGCUGCGCGGUUCAUCCGAUGCCGCCGUCAAUGCGACUGCCCGCCAGGUCCCGCAGAACUUCGUCUUCCAGUAUCCGACGCUGGCAUCGCUUGCAAGGGCAGUUACUGGGCUCAUGCGUUCUGGCCAGCCCGUAGAACUGUCGCGAUCGGAAGAAAUUGGGCAGAUGAUACGCAAGUACACUGCGUUGCUGCCGGAGUGCGCCCCGGAUGGUGGCAUAGAAAAUAAUAACCGCGAAAGGAUCAUCCUGCUCACGGGGACCACGGGGAACCUCGGCGCGCAUGUGCUUGCGUUGCUGCUGAAGGACGAGGGGACGCAGCGCGUGUAUGCGGUGAAUCGUGGAGAGGACCUGGUAAAUCGCCAGAGAGCUGCAUUCAACGACGCGCAGCUGCCGUUGGGUUUACUCGAUAGCCCGAAACUGUCACUCUUGUCCGCAGACUUCACAGAGGACAGUCUGGGCCUACCUCAAGAAGAUAUUGACGACAUUCGCAAGACGGUUACGCACGUCGUACAUGCAGCUUGGCGGGUAGACUUCAACCUCGCGCUGUCGUCCUUCGAGAGCCUGGUAGCCGGUGCUGUCCGUCUUCUUAGCAUGGCGCCUGCAGCACACUAUCUCUUCAUGUCGUCCAUCUCUAUCGCUGCUGGCUGGAACGUCCAAGGAUACCAACGCGAUACGUAUGUGCCGGAGGCUGCUCUGCACGAAGACAUCGUUGCAGCUGCUACCUCCGGCUACGGAAUGUCCAAAUACGUCGUGGAAGAGGUCCUGUCAAACGCAUAUCAGAAAGGAUUCAAGACAACAUCGAUUCGCAUCGGACAGGUCUCAGGGACGUCUCAGAGCGGCGCAUGGAAUACUUCAGAAUGGGUGCCGAGUAUCGUCAAGUCGAGUCUCGCUUUAGGUGUCUUGCCUAAUUCAAACAACGUGGUUUCGUGGGUGCCGAUGGAUGUCGUUGCCCGUACUGUCGUCGACGUGGUGCUGGGGCCCGAGUCACCCGAACUGAUCAACGUAGUCCACCCGCAUCCCGUCAAAUGGAUUGUUGUAUUUGAGGCUAUCCAGGACGAGCUCGGCGUAGCACUUUCAUUUAUAUCAUUCCAUGAAUGGGUGAACCAGCUAGAAGCUGUCCCAGACACGACUACUCCGUCGGAUCUGGAGAGGAUUCCCGGCCUCAAACUACUUGAAACCUUCCGCGCGUUGGGCACUGCGGAGAUGGAGGCGCGGCCAGAGGACGAGAAGGAAUCCGAGUUCGGUGGACUUCCGCUAUUCGAGACGAACAAGGCGUGCGGCAUCAGCCAAACCCUCGCUACGAUUACCCCGCUCGAUGAACACGAUGCCAGAGCGUGGGUAAGAUACUGGAAGAAAGUCGGGUUUCUGGCGUGA